GAGAGAGAGAGAGAGAAGGGGGGCUGGUUCCUGAUACCAAGACACGGAAAAGCAGGGGAGGGAGAGAGAGAGAGAGAGAGAGAAAGAGAGAGAGAGAGAGAGAGAGAAAGGCUGAGGGAGCGAGGGGGAGAGAACAGGGGAAUUACAUUCGGUGGCACAAAAAGCGUAGGGAGAGGGAGAAUACAGAACAGCGCGCUCGCCUCCCUCGCCGACACACCAAAUUGGACCCGAACGCAUCGACAUCGCGCUCCCCCAGACCCAUGGGUUAACAGCCUAUCUUCAGAAGAAGAAGCCACCAGAUUGUCCAAUGAAUAACAGGAAGGAAGAUAUGGAGAUCACGUCCCACUACCGGCAGCUCCUGCGGGAGCUGAACGAGCAACGGCAACACGGCAUCCUGUGCGAUGUCUGCAUCAUUGUGGAGGGCAAGAUCUUCAAGGCGCACAAGAACGUGCUGCUGGGCAGCAGUCGCUACUUCAAGACACUCUACUGCCAGGUGAAGAAGAGCACAGAGCAGCAGGCCACCAUCACGCACUUGGACAUCGUCACCGCGCAGGGCUUCAAGACCAUCCUAGACUUCAUGUACUCCGCCCACCUAGCCCUCACCAGCAAGAACGUCAUCGAGGUGAUGUCAGCCGCCAGCUACCUGCAGAUGACGGAUAUUGUGCAAGCCUGCCACAAUUUCAUCAAAGCCGCGCUCGACAUCAGCAUCCGCUCCGAGCUGGCAGACGAACUGGCAGACUUUGAAAUGGGAGCAACGGCGGUGGGAGGGGCUGCUGGGGCGGGGGCAGAGGCGUUGGCCUCCAUGAUGUCGGGGCGCAGCUCUUCCCCUUGGCUGGCACGCCGGACCAGCCCGGCCAACUCCUCGGGCGACUCCGCCAUCGCCAGUUGCCACGAAAGCAGCAGCACCUAUGGGAAAGAGGACCAGGAGCCCAAGAGCCACGAGAGCCAGGAGGACGUCACCUCGCAGCCUUUGUGGCCAGCCGAAUUCCGUCCCAUCCAAAUCAAGGAGGAGCAGGUCUCCCCUUCGAACUUUAAAGACGGACCGGUGACCGGUGCCCAGACCACCCUGGCGGAACAGGCAAACGGAGAAGCCUGGCAGCCCUCGGGCUCCGGACGGCGCAAGAACCGCAAGAACAAAGACACUGUGCGGCACAUCACCCCGCAGGCGGAGGACGACAGCCGAGCAUGCUCACCACUGCCCACCGUCUUGCCGGUUCCCGGCUGGAACUACAACAAUCAGGAAAUUCCAGGAGCCGACGCCACGGAGCCCAACAGCUCGGACAGCCGCGGCGACCGGCUCGACUUCUUUGUGAAGCAGGAGGAGGCGCUGUCGGCGGACCCCGGCUUUCUUCCUCAGUCGCUUGCCGGCGAGAAGGACGAGCCCACGGGCCAGGCGGCCUCGGUGGCCAACCUGCGGGCAGCGCUGAUGAGCAAGAACAGCCUGCUGUCGCUCCGACCCGACAUGCUGGGCGAGGACAGCCCGCUUCUCUUCGAUUACCUGCCCAAAGGUGGCCACUCCUUGUCUCUGAACGACUUCACCGUCAUCAGGAAGAAGUUCAAGUGCCCGUACUGCAGCUUCUCAGCCAUGCACCAGUGCAUCCUGAAGCGGCACAUGCGCUCCCACACCGAGAGGCCUUAUCCCUGCGAGAUCUGCGGCAAGAAGUUCACCCGCCGGGAGCACAUGAAGAGACACACGCUGGUGCACAGCAAGGACAAGAAGUACGUGUGCAAGGUGUGCAGCCGGGUGUUCAUGUCCGCAGCCAGCGUGGGCAUCAAGCACGGCUCCCGGCGGCACGGCGUCUGCGCAGACUGCUCCGGCCGCGGCAUGGCCACCCUGCUGGACCAGAACGGAGACGGGGCCGAGGAGGGUUCCCCCGAGGAGGACCUGUACCCCGGGGACCACCGCUUCCCCGAUGACCCCGUCGACGGGGACGGCGAGGAGGAGAUGCUGGCCGACGGCGAGAUGAUGGUGGAUGGCGACGAGGACGGCGGGAAGUGGAAGAAGCACUCAGGAAUGUCUCACCGGGACGCCAUGUUGGACAAUGACAAGGAGGAGAGCGACUCGGCACAGGAAGGGGAGAACCAGACGGGCAGCGACAAAGAUUUCGCCUGGAUCUCUUAGUCCGGUUCUUGCUCUGUCACAAGCGUAGUCACGUGUCAGUGAAGAGAUAGCCUCUGGCCUUGGGUAAAGUACAACGUUCGAGAGCGUGCGUGCCGGGCGCGAGUCGGACUGCCGCUCUCGUGCGUUCGGUAGAGCUGCAGUGGCGGAGAUUAGGGUUAUUUUCGGUUCUUUUUGCUGACGAGGUGUUUCGCGGAGGAUCAGCUAGCUAAUGCUCCCACACUUGCAUUGGCAUUUUGUAUUACUCUGACAUUUUGAAACUGGAGAUUUUGACGUGUCUUCUCUAAUUGAAAUUACGAAGCAUUGGCCUGUGUUGUUGGUGUUUGUGGAAAUAUGAUGCUUUUACUUUUUUGAACAAGACGAGUACUGUCCUCUCGCCAUGCAGUCAACGGUCCCCGUAAAGGGGAGGGGUGGGUGGGGAUGUAUCUACUGCAAAACUGUAGGUGUCUGAUGAUGAUUUGCAGCAGUUUGGCACAUUUUUUGCAGAAAACUGCCACAGACUUGCACUUUAAUGUCAACCAGAUUCCUAUCGAUUCCUAUUCAGUGGUUUACAUUUUUACUCUAAUUUACGCAGAGGACUUGGUGACCGCGCCUACCUUUAAGGAUAAACGUCCUCAUGACUGUUAUCUAUAUUUCUGCAAUUUUUUGCAUUUAAGGUAUGCCUUUUAACAUUUUCUUUCUUCUGCCACAUCAGAUUCUAGAGUUGUACUAAAUGCUCUUAAGAUACAACAGAUUUGUACAUACAAAUAUUAUGCAGGA
Scleropages formosus (Asian bonytongue) is the source of this 2878-nucleotide messenger RNA. RefSeq names its product zinc finger and BTB domain-containing protein 46-like. Gene Ontology annotation, molecular function: RNA polymerase II cis-regulatory region sequence-specific DNA binding; protein binding; DNA-binding transcription factor activity, RNA polymerase II-specific. Lineage: Eukaryota; Metazoa; Chordata; Actinopteri; Osteoglossiformes; Osteoglossidae. The record is from RefSeq and is a predicted model, not a curated record. Gene Ontology annotation, biological process: regulation of transcription by RNA polymerase II.